AUGGGCACCCUGCAGAGGCAGAGCUCGAAGGCCAGCUGGCUGGUGUUCGGCCGCUCGCGCUCGGCGCGCAGGUUGGACGCGGAGAGGCACGCGCACAGCGACGAGGACCGCGAGCCGUCCACGUCGGGAUCGCCCAUUGCGUUGGGCCGGCCUUCCCUGCCCGCGGUGCCCCCGGCAUCGCCGCCGGCCGCGAGCCGCUCGCCGGCGGUGCCCCACACCUCCUCCAUGUUCGUGGACACGCUCAAGGGGAAGACGUUUGUGAACCAGUACUUGAUGAUGAAGGACCUGGGCAAGGGGUCUCAGGGCAAAGUGAAGCUGUGCCUGAACACAGACGACAACCUCCUGUACGCUGUCAAGGUCAUCAACAAACGAAAGUCGAUGCGACAAAUGAAGCUUGCGAAGAGAAUUAUGAGCAGCAAAGGAGAUGCAGGAGAUGACUUGAUAAAAGAAAUCGUUGUCAUGAAGAAGCUGAAGCAUGACAAUGUUGUGAGAUUGUAUGAGGUCAUUGACGACCCCGCCGGCGAAAAGUUGUUGAUGGUGAUGGAGUAUGUAGAUGGUGGACCCUUGAUGGAGGGCGGUGAGAACCAAACCACAAUGAAGAGGGUCACAGAGGCAACAGCCAGGAAACACUUUCGGGACGUUCUGAAGGGCCUGGAGUACCUACACUCCCAUGACAUUGUGCAUCGCGACUUGAAGCCAGAAAAUCUGCUCCUGUCUUCCGAUGGUCAUGUGAAGAUCAGUGACUUUGGCUCAGCAACGCUGUGCAAGGAUGGUGUUGACACAAUGGAGGAUACCCUUGGCACACGUUCCUUUUUCGCUCCUGAGAUGUGUGACGAGGGCGGAGCAGCGUAUUCUGGAAAGAAGGCAGAUAUCUGGGCGCUGGGAGUGACUCUGUACAUGUUCAUAUUUGGGCAAGUUCCAUUCCAGGGGGAGAGCAUACUGGAUCUGUUCAAUGCGAUCAAAUCCGAAUCACUGCACUUUCCACCUGAUGUCAAGGUGACACCUGGGUUGAAGGACAUUUUGCACAGUUUGCUGCACAAGGACCCUGCAAAGCGCUUGACGUUGGCAGGAGCAAUGCAGCAUGUUUGGACCACAGGCAGUGGCACUCUACAGCUCCUGCAUCCCAGCGGUGUUCCCUUGCGGGACUUUAAGCUAUCCAAAGAGGACAGAGCACGUGCGAUGACGCCCAACAUCGCCAGUGUGUUUUCUUGUCUGGCUGCCACCAUGCAGACGUUCAGGAAAGGAGAGACCAUUUUGAAAGAGGGUGAACCCAGCCUGGGGUUGUAUUUGGUCAAGCAAGGAUUCUGUGCUGUGACCUCGAUUUCAAGAAUUGCGAUGGAGAGGAUGAUCAGUGUUGAUCCAGACUUUGAAGACAACCUGUCUGUUGACGAUACGGAAUCAGAGGGGUCUGCCGACAUCGAAGAAGAGUCAGUAGAACUGAUGCAUGCGAUUGAUGCUGUUGGCUGGUCAAGCAAGACUGAGCCUGCAACAGGGUCCAGGGAAAUGAACAUGAAGUCCAACAUGUUUGCGCAUGGACGCAGCAUGGACAGCACAGAGACGAAUAUUAGCACUCCCAAGUCCCAGGAUUUUGGACCUAUUGGAUCCUUGGAUAGGAAGCAGGUCCUUCGCUCAGUCCGCCGUCCGACCUUGAUGCACAACCACAUGGUAAAAUUGGUGAGGGAAUCGUUCAACGAACGGACUAUUAACCACUCAGAAGAUGGCCCUGAGUUGCCUGACUGUCGUGAGGCGAUGUGCAGUCGGGGACCUGGUUCCAUCCUGGGAUUCAUGGCUUUGACCCCAGGCAACCCAGAAAAGAACCAUGAAACUGUUGUUGCUGAGACAGAAGUACGGGUCGCUUUUGUGGAGCAUGAGGCUGUUCGAAAGUAUUUCAAGGGGCCUGACUCCCAUCUGCAGGUGAAGCUGCUGAUGGCAAGGCUGCAGAGGGUUGCCAUGUUGCAGUCGACAAAGGAUAGGUUUGGAAAGCUUCAAGGCGAGAUGGAGCAAGUGGACAACCUCCGAAAACUCCACCGCUCUUCGGGUUCCUCUAUGAACAGCCGCACUUCAUCUGCUAGGAGCAUGGCAAGCUGA
Molecule: messenger RNA, 2088 nt
Organism: Ostreobium quekettii
Lineage: Eukaryota; Viridiplantae; Chlorophyta; Ulvophyceae; Bryopsidales; Ostreobiaceae
Source: the annotation of a GenBank genome assembly